AUGGCGCCUCCGCGGGUUGGCCGCGCCGCCGUGCACGGUCUGAGGGUAGGAGCAGGUGUUUUGGACUCUGCAUAUUACACUGAUCUACUAGUGAAUGUUGUUGAGGAAUCUCAAGAUCCCACACCUCCUAUUGAUGCAAGAAGCCAUCAUGGACGUGCAACAGCCAAGAGUACUCAGGGUAGAAGCAAAAAUUUUAGAGACAAGGAGGAUAUUUUGCUUGUGUCCGCUUGGCUGAAUGUGGGCAUGGAUCCUAUUCAAGGAGUUGAUCAAAGUCAUGGAACACUUUGGACAAGGAUACAUGAGUAUUUCAAUGAUAACAAGACGUUCGAGUCGAAUCGUUCUGAAGGAUCUUUGAUGAAUCGUUGGUCCGUUAUACAACAUGAUGUCAAUGUUUUUUGUGGUUGUCUGUCCAGGAUUGAGGCUCGAAACCAUAGUGGUUGGUUAGUUGAUGACAAGAUUGCAAAUGCUUGUGCAAUGUUCAAGGCCGAAGACCCGAAGGAGAGGAAGUUCUCAUACUUGCAUUGCUGGAAGAUUCUGAAGGACAAGCCCAAGUGGAUGGAUAGGCGCAAAGAAAUUGGCAAUGCAAAGAAGACAAGUUGUAAGAAACAGAAGACAUUGGCUACUUCUCCUACACCAUUUGCCGCUCCAGAUGGCCCUGUUGCUGUUAUAAAUCAGGAUGGUGAACAAGCAGCAAGACCUGAGGGUAAGAAGAAAGAGAAACAGAAGCUACGACAACGUUCGACCAUAGAAGCAGUGGACUAUUUAAUGGAAAAGAAGAAAGAAGCUGAUCACGAUAAAGAGUUGAAGAAAGAAGUGAGGUGCAACAAAGCCUUUGCUCUCCAGGAGGAAAGGAUCAAAUUAGAGAAAGAAAAGUUUGAGUUCCAAAGACAAAUGGAAGAGGAGAGAAUUCUUGGUUUGGAUUUGAGCACCAUGAACUACAAACAACAACAAUAUUAUGAAAGGCGUCAGAAUGAGAUUCUUGGCAGAUGCUUUAAUAUAUAG
This is a messenger RNA of Zea mays, 1002 nucleotides long. Its product is annotated as glutathione S-transferase T2-like. The transcript has 4 exons. Lineage: Eukaryota; Viridiplantae; Streptophyta; Magnoliopsida; Poales; Poaceae. The record is from RefSeq and is a predicted model, not a curated record. Bases 1 to 1002 code for a protein of 333 amino acids.